CUCAUCAUGAAAUACUUCCUGUGUAUUGUUCUUCUGGUGGUAUGUAGUACCAGUUAUGCUGUAUAUGAAACUGACGAGGGAUCGUGUCCUACAAACUGGUUGAUGUUUAAUGGCAAUUGUUAUAGAUUCUAUGAUUGCAUGGUUGAAUGGACACUGGCCGAGACCGAAUGUCGAGUCGCUAGCCCACUUGCUCAUUUAGUAUCCAUUCAUAGCGACGAAGAAAACGCUUUUGUUCACGGCAUGCAAGGUGGUCAAAACGACAUCUGGAUUGGAAUGAAUGAUAGACAGAAUGAAGGAGUUGGUGAAUGGACUGAUGGUAGUGACAAUUCGUAUGUAAACUGGCUUCCAGGUGAGCCGGAUAAUUCAUGUGGUCUUUUGUGUAACGGGGACUGUGUUGAGAUGCAAGUGGACACAAGUUACUCCGACAAAUGGAAUUUGGAAGAUUGUGCUCUCGAGAAACGUUUUAUCUGCAAACAACCAUCGAUUAAGCUACCACAAUAGGCUAUGUACAUCAACAUCUAAUGGCAUUAUGGAUGUUCUACAGCUAUAUAAUAUAAUAUAAUAUAAUAUAAUAUCGCCAUGAAUUACAUUAUGUAAACAAGACAUUAUGCAGAACAUCAAUUGUAACAAUAAAUAAAGUUAUUCUAAAUUUA
Molecule: messenger RNA, 653 nt
Organism: Saccoglossus kowalevskii
Lineage: Eukaryota; Metazoa; Hemichordata; Enteropneusta; Harrimaniidae
Product: C-type lectin-like
Source: RefSeq, a predicted model, not a curated record